Arctia plantaginis is the source of this 435-nucleotide messenger RNA. Lineage: Eukaryota; Metazoa; Arthropoda; Insecta; Lepidoptera; Erebidae. The record is from the annotation of a GenBank genome assembly.
AUGCAGACAGCAACAAGAGCUAGGGAGUGGGGGGAGCAAGCAUGCGGGCCCCCCGUGGGGAGUUUUCCGGCCCGGUGUCCCCUAUGGAUUUGGCCCCAUAGGGCAAAAACAAAUCCCCAGGAUGGAAAGGGGGCCCUGGAGAAGGCAAAAAAAUAUGCGGGGGGAGGGCAAAGCCGAGGAAAUGGGGCCUUCAAGCACUCUAUGAAACUUUUCCCGGGGCAUCGCAGACUCCAAAAACCCCGGCAUGGGGUGGCGCGGGAGGGGGAAAGCGCACCGCGCGGCAAAGGAGCUUUUUUGGGGUGGAGAGGGCCCACGCUCGAAAGUUUGGCCGAGUUUGGCAGCCUGACUGGAGACAGGGGGCAGGAAAAACCCCAAAAAAACCUCAUAGGGGGGCCCUACGUGGACCUCUUAAAAGGGGGUUUCAGAAUUUGGUAA